Molecule: messenger RNA, 780 nt
Organism: Closterium sp. NIES-65
Lineage: Eukaryota; Viridiplantae; Streptophyta; Zygnematophyceae; Desmidiales; Closteriaceae
Source: the annotation of a GenBank genome assembly
AUGGGCAGCAACUGGCAGCAACGGGCAGCACAGGCACGGGCAGCAACAGGCGGCAACGGGCAGCACAGACACAGGCAGCAACAGGCAGCAACGGGCAGCACAGGCACGGGCAGCAACGGGCGGCAACGGGCAGCACAGGCACAGGCAGCAACGGGCGGCAACGGGCAGCACAGGCACGGGCAGCAACGGGCGGCAACAGGCAGCACAGGCACGGGCAGCAGCGGGCGGCAACAGGGAGCAAAGGCACGGGCAGCAACGGGCGGCAACGGGCAGCGCAGGCACGGGCAGCAACGGGCGGCAAUGGGCGGCACAGGCACGGGCAGCAACGGGCGGCAACAGGCAGCACAGGCACAGGCAGCAACAGGCAGCAACGGGCAGCACAGGCACGGGCAGCAACAGGCGGCAACGGGCAGCACAGGCACGGGCAGCAACGGGCGGCAACGGGCAGCACAGGCACGGGCAGCAACGGGCGGCAACAGGCAGCACAGGCACGGGCAGCAACAGGCAGCAACGGGCAGCACAGGCACGGGCAGCAACGGGCGGCAACAGGCAGCACAGGCACGGGCAGCAACGGGCACCACAGGCACGGGCAGCAACAGGCGGCAACGGGCAGCACAGGCACGGGCAGCAACGGGCGGCAACAGGCAGCACAGGCACGGGCAGCAACAGGCAGCAACGAGCACAGGCAGCAACAGGCAGCAACGGGCAGCACAGGCACGGGCAGCAACAGGCACGGGCAGCAACAGGCAGCAACGGGCAGCGCUGCUGCUGCUGGGGUAG